AACUCCUAACAUGGGUUUUCUAAAACAUGUCGACGGAGUAAGAUUAAAAAUAUACCGUCGCCGCCGUCAUGCAUAUAGGACUGCAAGGCAACAAAUGAGCUGGGGGUAUUGAGAGGGAAAUAUCAGGUAUCAAAAAGUCAGGGUGGCGCAGCUAGAUGUAACGAUAACAUGGUGCAUACCAUCACUUCACGUUGGCGAGUUCUGUUGAUAUAGCCUCGUUGGUUCCUCGAAGGGUUCGUUUUCGGUAUCCUCUGUGUUUUGCUCUUUUGUUAUUAUCUAUUUCAUUUUUUGGUAUCUGUGGUUCUGUCCUAUUUAUCCAUUCACUAGUUUUUGGUACUAGUAUCAUUGACAUUGGAGUGAUUCGCGAAAUAUUACUCAAAGCAAGGCUCUGUCAAUCACGCAACACGUAUAUCAACUCCAGCUCGCGAGUGCAAAUCAGAAAGACAAGAAAGAGAUUACAAGAUAUCACACCGCAAGCCAAGGAAACAAUAUGAAGAUUUCAGACUUGGGACUAGUUUGUGUAGCAUGCACGGUUACAUUAAUCCAAGCGGAAAUAUUCUCAACUCCAAUCUACUCUGUAGCAAGAAACUCGACAUACGCAAGAGCAAAACGGGCGGCUGUUAGAGAAGAUAGGAUUGCGAAAAGUAGAACCAAUAGUCAUAGGAAAUAUGAAGUGAAGGGGGAGAGGACUAGGGCUUCAAGACGGAGCACUCAUGAUGAAAGUGGACAGAAGAGGUUAAAGGGUCCACUUGGAGGUGUAGAGAAUGAUGAAGGAUAUUUGGCCGCUGUAAGAGAAGGCAAAGUUGAUGAUGGACGAGCAAGGUACGGGACUGGAGUACCGCAGUGGGUAAGUUUUUGGCUUCUGCAUAAAGAGUGAAUGAUAAUAUUGAUCAAAGCACAAGGACUGGAACGAACUUUUAUAUGUCAUAGAUCUGGAAGUUGGAAGCCCGUCACAGCAUUCACGAGCUCUUCUAUCCAUCUCUGACAACGACAUGUUCAUACCAUCAACCGAUUGUACGGCCACAUGUCAGUUCCAUCAGCUUUACAACCCUUCUUUAUCGAACACGCAGAAGAAGACAGAUAGUUUUUUCGCCAUGGACUACGGACGCUGUUCUGCAUAUGGUGAUGUAAUCUCCGAUACUAUUACUUUUGCCGGCCUUCGAAUCUGGCAACAAUUUGGCGCCGUGGAUAGCAUAGGACGGUUCACGGAUCUCGACUGGGGUAAUCUCGAAUGGGAUGGACUUCUUGGACUAGCCCCGUCAUCCAGGCACUCUCCAAGCUCAAUUUCCAAUCCCUUUCUUAACCUUCAAUCUCAAAAUCUUGUCCAAAACACACUUUUCACCCUUCUACUUCCACAAACCGCAGACACACCUGGUCUCCUCACCUUCGGCACAAUAGACCAUAAUCUUUACACUGGCUCCCUAAAACACCUUCCACUGCUAAGCCAUACCUCCAUCUCCCAAGACCAACCCGCCGCGUUUCCAGAUCUCAUCACCGGUCGCUGGCAAAUCCCUUCCACAUCUUUAACCAUCUCAGGAACAUCCUCUUCCUACAACCUCCGUCCUUAUAUCGCCCUCCUCGAAACAUCUUAUCCCGGAAUUGGACUCCCCUCCUCCCUCGUACUCUCCCUACACAACUAUCUCGAAAUGGAAUUCCGCGGACAUGGCAUCCCUCCUUCGAUUCCCUGCUCCCGUCGUGAUUCUUUACCCACUAUUACCCUGCACCUCGGCGAGCAUGAAUUCCCACUAACGGCAUAUGAAUACACGUUGGAAGUAGAGAGGGAUGAUGUAGGAGGUCAUAGAUGUGUGUCGUUGUUUAUGGAGAGGGAAGAGGAAGAAGGAGAAGUUAGGAGAAUUAUUUUGGGAAGUGGAUUUUUGAGGAAUUGGUUUAGCGUGUUUAAUUUGGGGGAGAGAGAGGUGGCUUUUGGGAAGGUUGGGAUUUUAGGGACGGUAGAUGGAAGAGAGGAAGUGGAUCAUUUGGGAUUAUGAAGGAGUACAAUCAGAUAGAGUGAGAUAUUAGGGUCGGAUGAUGGAGUUGAAUGGUUUGCGGUUUUCAAUCAGGAAUAGGUACCGGAGUUGAAAGUGAAGCCGAAACUGGGAAAUCUGUAUUUUAUUAGUAUAUAUAUCUAAAUUGGUCCGAUGGUAAUAUAAAAGACUUUUCACCUAA
Sclerotinia trifoliorum is the source of this 2166-nucleotide messenger RNA. The record is from the annotation of a GenBank genome assembly. NCBI's taxonomy places the organism in Eukaryota, Fungi, Ascomycota, Leotiomycetes, Helotiales, Sclerotiniaceae.